UUUCAUAGGAAGCUCAAACACUUUUCUUCAUUUUCUUUAAAAAUUCACCAUCAAUGGUGACCGCAGUCAUACAAAAGCGGCGUACGGCAGCACCAACGUUUGCAUCCGCUCCAUCACCGCCGCCGAGAUGUACGAUGUCAUCUAAGCGUCACCCACAUGUGCUGCGCACCCAUCAUCUUCAACAUCCUCCUCAACCCCAAGCCACACGGGCGCCUCCGCCUCUCCGCUCCCGUGGAGAUCCUGACCGACGGCACGCCUCCCCCCGCCACGCUCCGGGAGAGGAUCGAAGGGCUGGGAUUCUCACCUCGAUCGAUGAAGUUCGACCCUGAUGGGUAGUUUUCAUCGUCGACCAAAGGGCUGAGAGGAAUUUUCUACGUUGAAAUUGAUUUGGGGGAAAUUUACUGAUUUGUGUGAAGUGAAAAUGACGAGGGUAAAAAAGUAAUCUCAACUCUAAUUUUGGAUGUCAACACCGCUUCAAGAAAUAAAAACCACCUCGAGAAGAAGAUUUGAAAUUGGGUCUUUCUCAAGUGAACAGUGCGGGCCCUGUGACUUUUCUAGGGCUUACUUGAAAUGAAUAAAGGAAGGUGAACAUCAGAAUUACUCUAGAAUUGACCCCAUUUCUUGGUAUAUCUAAGAAAGUGAACGGGUCCUUAGUGGAGAGUGGAGACGGCUACGCCGUCAUAACCAUAAAGCUCACUGUUACUGAGCGAGAGCUUCCCUACGCCUAAUUCAUGGGCAACAAAGACAAGGCUAGAGAGAGGAGAGAGAAAAGGCGCCAAGAAAUCUCUCUCGUCCGAACUAUUCCCUAUUCCGAUCACCAAAGAUGGUGGACCUCCAACACCAUUGCAGUGGUGACUGGUGCAAAUAGGGGAAUUGGAUAUGAGAUAUCACACCAACUUGCCGGCCACGGAUUGACAGUUAUUUUCACCUCGAGAGACACUAGCGUUGGAGAAGAAGCAGCAAAGGUCUUACAAGAACGAGGUCUAAAUGUCGUGUACCGUCAACUAGAUAUUGUGGAUCCUUCAUCGAUUGAAGCAUUUUCUACGUGGAUAGAGGAAGUUUAUGGUGGUAUAGAUAUAUUGGUAAAUAAUGCAGGAGUAAACUUCAAUUUUGGGUCAGACAAUUCCGUGGAACAUGCGGAAAAAGUCAUUGCGACCAACUACUAUGGGACCAAAAACAUGAUCAAAGCCAUGGUCCCUCUCAUGAGACACUCAACUUCAGGUGCUCGCAUUCUUAAUGUUAGUUCAAGACUCGGAAGACUGAAUGGAAGACGGAAUAGAAUCGGAAAUGUUGAGUUAAGAAGAAAGCUGGAAGAUGACGAAUCACUCUCUGAGGAACUCAUCGACCAGACAAUGGAUAUGUUCUUGGAGCAAGUAAAAGAUGGCAGUUGGAAAGAGGGUGGUUGGCCUCAAGUUUACACAGACUACUCUUUGUCAAAAUUAGCUGUCAACACUUACACGAGGUUAAUGGCUAGGAUAUACUCGGAGCGGGUGGAGGGUGAGAAGGUAUAUAUGAACUGCUGCUGUCCCGGCUGGGUGAAAACACGUAUGACUGAUUGGGCAGGGCACACUAGCCCCGAAGAAGGGGCUGAUACUGCAGUAUGGCUUGCCCUGCUUCAAGACCAAACUGUGAGUGGCAGAUUCUUUGCUGAGAGGCGUGAGAUUAAUUUCUAAGAUACAGGAUGGCUUACCUUCUCGGACAAGAAACGAAGUAACGCUGCUGUGACGGAACCAGCAUAGGCCACGCCCCCGCUCCAGCGGGGGCUUGCUUGUUCCUGAUCACUAUUACCACCGGAAAUUGUAAGGGUGCCACCCAGUUGCAGAAUCUAUUGAUUGCUUAAGGAAGAAGAUGAAGUUACAUGCUUAGGUUUUGCUAUUGGACUGGAAUGUAUAAUAAAAUCAAUUGGGUCAUUGGUAUUUAGUAGUAGAUGCUAUUAAUACUCUUAUUUAAUUCCUGACCAAAUAUCUCUCACUAUAGAUAAAUCGAUAGUCAUUAGUUUUAUAA
Messenger RNA from Salvia hispanica, 2004 nucleotides. Its product is annotated as short-chain dehydrogenase/reductase 1-like. Gene Ontology annotation, cellular component: membrane. Gene Ontology annotation, molecular function: oxidoreductase activity, acting on the CH-OH group of donors, NAD or NADP as acceptor. NCBI's taxonomy places the organism in Eukaryota, Viridiplantae, Streptophyta, Magnoliopsida, Lamiales, Lamiaceae. The record is from RefSeq and is a predicted model, not a curated record.